UAAAUAGCCUUUCAUAAGAAUAACAAUACAUCAACAAAAUUCGUCAUACUUUUAACUUCGUGGAAAAUUCUACGGAAAUUUACAUUCGCUAAAAAAAAAAAAGACUACGCACAGUCACACAGGACAAUCAUAUUCGGAGAAAACCAAAUUACAAAAACGCCCACUAGUCCAAAAGUUUAGUUAAGAAAAUAACAAGGAAAUGAGUGGCUAAAAAGUCAAGAAAAUCCUUUAUAAAGUCCCGCGAGUGUUGAUCACUUUGAUGCAAAGAGAGAGAAGGAAACACACAAAAUAAGUGUGAGAGAAAGAGAGAAAGAGUCUAUCUCUUGAGUCUUUAAGUCAUGCAGCUCAAAUCAUCAUCACCAUCUUCAUCAUCUUCUUCUUCUUCUUCUUCUUCUUCUUCAUCAUCAUCCAUGAAACUCAAAACUCUAAUCCAAAAUCUCCUCACACACCCUCUCUACCGUUUUCUAAGAGCUCUUGCGAGAGCCAAAUCAAUCUUUCUAGAGAUCUCAAAACACAACAACAACAACAACAACAAGAAACGAAAACUCAUGAUGCUUUUUCCAACAAAGGCUUCAAAGAACCAACGCAAGAUCUUCUUCGGAUCUUUCAGAUUGCAUUACAAUUGGUGUUCCUCUCAUGUUGCUCCUGUCCCUCAACCUUUUCCUUUCCCUUCGUCUUACAUUAAUGGUGGGGAAGAUGAUGACUCUCAGCUCUCUGGUUACCUCGAGUGGCUCGAACAAAAGAAAGUCGAAGAUGUGGAAGAGAUUAGAGAUGUUGUAGCUGAUGAUGAUAUUGAUCAUUUGGCGGAUAUGUUCAUCGCUAAUUGCCACGAGAAGUUCUUGCUCGAGAAAGUUGAAUCUUACAGGAGAUUUCAAGAAAUGUUAGAAAGGGGUUUAUGAAUUAUCAGAGGUGAAACAUAGAUUUUGAGUCUUGUCUGAUUAAUUGAUAAUCAUGUUGUAAAAUAUUAGCUAGUUUGAUUUGAUAAUAUACCGUACCACAAGGUCGUGAAAUGUGUAUCUUGAAAGUUUUGGUGGGUAAUGUACGAGAAGUUGACACUUUUGGGGUUAUUAGUGAAACAUUUGAUAUUGUAAAAACAAUAAUUGUUGUUGUCCCUCUAACUGGGCACAUCUUUAAGUGGUGAGUUUGAUUAGUGUUUGGUAAAUUACGUCC
Messenger RNA from Arabidopsis lyrata subsp. lyrata, 1170 nucleotides. RefSeq lists its product as uncharacterized. The record is from RefSeq and is a predicted model, not a curated record. The coding region runs from base 339 to 899 and encodes 186 amino acids. Lineage: Eukaryota; Viridiplantae; Streptophyta; Magnoliopsida; Brassicales; Brassicaceae. The transcript has a single exon.